UCACAUAUUACGUGACAAAGCGUCAUAGGAAAUCCCCAGGUUUCGCUUACUGGUUAACCUUUAGCGAUGCACCAAGAUGUAAUCACUAAACGAAAUAAUCGCGGAUGGUGAUGAACGGGUCAAGCUAUAAGAAACCAGCAACUAACAGAGCUUGCCAAAUACUUGUUCAAUCACCGGGAAUGGCAUCGGCGCGGGCGAUAAAGAACUGACUAACGUCAGCGAUCUCUCUUCUAUCUGCCUAUUGGGAUCAUUGCGACGAGAAAAGGAGAGAAAUAGCUGUUCGCAUUGUGGUUCUCAACUGCGCGUCUUGGAUGACAGUUCGUAUAGUUCAAAGGAUCUAGUACGAUCUAUCCCAACCUUCCUGCCUUCUGGUAGACUACCUACUGACAGACUGAACAGACACAUUUUUCCAAGAACUUACAUUCGACAUUUUGAUGGAACUGAUUCUAAGAAUAGCUCCCACAUUCAGACAUUAAAAUACAUCAUUUAUAACAGUGAGUGCAAACCCAUUUUUACGAAAUAAUCUGAGCCUCUAUAGACUUGCACUAUGUAAUAAACUGAAAGGAAACGCAAUCAAAAAACGUCACCAUUGGAUUAUUUGUCUGUCUGACUGUAACAGACAAUUUAUGUAAUUAAUAUUUUUAUGUAUCUCUGCUAACGUUUUACAGUUUUAUAUAAUAAUAAGAUCAUCUUGCAUGUCAUCACAUGUUUGUAUUGGGUGGUAACCAACUCAGAUGACCGUGAAUGGUCGUAUCGUUACCACCCAGUUAUCUACCAAAAACUUUUGAUUCACUUAUUUAAAAUAAAAAUAAAAUAAGUUAUUUUAAUAUUAUUUAUAUAUUAUUUGUUUUCUGGUUGACGAAAUAACAAAUUGACUCUCUAUGUAGCCUAUAUGCAAAAUUCCUGAAGCAAUCUUCUUUUGCUUUAAUAAUAUGAAUAAUAUAUACUUUUAUAUUAAUAAGUUUCAUUUUUGCAGAUAUAGUUUUAAGAGUGUGAUAAAUAAUUCCAAUCAUUAUUGACAAAAAAUAAAUUUAUUCAAAAAGGUUUUGACUUGUUCAGGAAUGUGGAACAAUAUUAUUGAGCACUGAUGGCACAAGCCCAGACUGAGGGUAAAAACAUUGAAAAAACUCAAGCAUCUGAAGAAUUUAGUCUGUUACAAGCCAGCAAUCCGGACAGCAUUUUGCAAAAUAGCUCAUGGCCGAAACAAGAUGAUAUUCCAUCAUAUACAAGUACUGUCGAUUCAACAAGGCCAUCCUUCGCUGACGAAAAUUGGGAUAGUAACCAAAUUUUCGCAUCGCAUCACGCUCUUCUGACUGCAUAUGCAAGAGUUACAAAGAAACUAUCAGACGCAGAAGAACGAAAUAAACAAUUUCAAAUGCAGAAUAGUGUUCGAUCACAAGAUAAUUUUCGAAGUGCCAACAUGUCUGGAGCUUCUCAAACAAACUCCCAAACAAAUUUUGCAAUGCCACCGGACAUUGAGGCAAGUGUCAACCAAGCAUGGGAAGCAUAUAAUGAAAAAUGUAAAGAAUGCCAACAACUUCGAGAGGAAUUAGAAAGAGUUAAACAACAAAGUGAAAAUUCAGAUCAUUUCAGCCGAAUACAUAAUCUUCAAGAAGAUGUACUUCGAGAGAAAGCAAAACAAGAUGAUGUUGUUCGAAAACUUGAAAAAACUAAAAUGGAAGCAGGUAAUCUUGAGAAAAAGGAAAUCAUGGCCCGUGAGGAACUUGAAAAAGAAAGGGAAUAUCAAAGAUCUUUGAUUCAAAGUGCAGAGAAGAAACACAAAGAAAUGGAGCAAAGAAUAGCAGAGUUAGAAGCUAAUGUAAAAAAUGAAAAAAACCUGACAACUGAUUUAAGAAAACGAGAAAAGGAUUAUCAAACAGCAAUCGAAGAUGAAUUCAACAAUAAAAAAGAAGCAUUUGUUUUGAAAAUUCGUGAAUUGGAAGAAGAUAAUAUAAGAUUGAAAGAGGAAGUGUCUCUAUUGGUAUCAAUGCGUUCACCAUCGUACAAUGGACCAACAACAUCAAACAUGAACGUUAAUGGACCUGUUGGUACAAUGUUAAAUAGUGGUUCAUCGGAUCAGGACAACAAUAACCAAGAUGCAUUGAUUCUUUGUUCCGAUGUUCAAAUAAUACGAGGAGAGUUGAAUGAUUUAAAAACAAGAGCUGCUGAGCAGUCUCAUAUAUUAUCAGCUUUAUUCCAGAAUCCUAAAUUUUUGAAAAUACUUCGCUCUGUUGAUCAUAUGCAAAAUAAUCCAGAAAACGUACAAACCCCUUCAAAUGCUAGAAAUGGCCCCUCAGGUGUUCCAGUGCAAUGCAGUGAAGAGUUAUCUAAUAAACGAAAGAAGACUACUUCACCGAAAAACGGAAAUGCAUUCUUAACUCAUCAGAAGGGAAGUAUGGAUGGUUUUCCACCAAAUGAUGUUCGACAUGUUAUUGGUUCUUCACUGCCAAGUUCUCAUCACGAGUCAUAUGGUCCGACUACAACAAAUUCAGACUAUUUUUUACAUUCUCGGCAAAUGCCUUUGAGAUCUCAAGAGGAAACUCCAAUUUCUACAAACGCAACAGUUAUUUUGAAACCAACGGAAGAAUUUAUUCGUGGUAUAUCAAAGGAGAAUGAAAUGAAUCGUAAAACUGGAAGACCGCCACCAAGAAACGAAAGUUUUGAAUAUAAUACUUUGUUUCCUCCAAUGACUGUUGCACGAGUAAUUCACAACCACGAAUCUGGGCUACAAGAUUCGAAUCCAAUGAUUUCAAGACCUGGAACUUCUGAAAAUUUUAGUGAUGAUUUUGUUGCAAUACCAACACCCUCACAACAUAUUCCAAACAGCAUUGGUGCGACCUCCAACACUGCUACAGGAGUACAGUAUACUCAAAUGUUUAAUGGAAACAUUGCAUCACAUAUUCAUCCUUUUUCAAACGUGCAGCAGCCUCCUCUCCUUCAUAAUACUGGACAAAACUCAUUGCCGCCAGCAGAUCUGGACAGCAAUCAAUUUUAUUCAACAAAAUCAUCAUCUUCUCUAUCAGAUAAUGAUACAAUGAUCGUAUCAUCUACUGUUCAACCUACAAACCCCUUUUAUCAGGAUAUGGAAAUAGGGGACCCAAGGACUAUGCCUGCAACAUCUCUGAAUAGAAUGGCUGCAGACCCCUCUCUUAAUCCAAAUAUAGAUAACAAGAAUCAGUCUUUAACAACAGUAAAAGAUUUAAUGGAUUGGGGUGCUGUUAACACGCAAGAAACGAGGCCUCCUCAACUCAGUGCUCAAUUUAGAGCAGGAGAUAAUUCUCACGCGACUCCUGGUAAUCGUUAUAUUUCAUCAGAUGAAGAUAAUGAUAGCGAUAUUACUCCUUUUCAACCAUUGCAAAUCCGGGACUCAGACGGGCAUCAACCUAAGGAGUUUGUUGUUCCAAAGGUGGUGCAUGCGUCUACAUUAGCUGCGACAACACAGAAUAGAAAAGCGUUUCAAGAUUCAAGAUAUACUGUUCCUCCUGCUGAAGUACCACUGAGACCACCUAUUAGGGCCAAGAAUGAGCAGCCUUCGAAUUUAAAUCAGUCUGCAUCAUCAAGAACGAACAAUCGACCUGAAAAUGGAGGACCAGCUUUACCUCAUCAAUAUCCACCAACGGGAAAUAACAUUAAUAAAGGAACAAAGAGAAAUUUAGAAGACGGUAACGUCAAAACUUGUCCAAUCUGUAUGCAAGUAUUUGGUGCAGAAUGGUCCGAAGACAGAAUGAAUAGACAUAUAAAUAAUCAUUUUAGCGACGACGAGAAUGAUGUCUUAGUUCUCGAUUAGUUAAAACAAAUUGUUUUUAUUUGUUAUUUCUGCGGAUAUAGUUGAAUGAUAAUUGUGCUGGCAAUUGUACCAUAAAAUAUAGUAUAUAUAAAUAACUUUUUUUAUUGGAAAAUCAAACGUCUUUGCGUUGUUUAUAUUUAAAUAUUACAUGUGUUUAUCGCAUUGGAAACUAGCAGUUUUUGAUAGGAAGAAAUUAAAUUUGAAAUGUGUAUUUUGGUAAACUCUGUUAUUUGGGUAUGACUUAAAUAUACCCCUAAGAACAGAUUUGAUUAUGAAGUAUAUUUCACUUCAUUAUGUCACUUAUUUAUCUCAACUCUAUAAAUGACAUUUAUAGGCCUAUAUAAUUUUUAUCUUCUAUUAUAGUAUAUGUAGUACUCCAUACCUUGGAACCAAUUGAUUAAUGUUAUACAUGACUAGCAAGCGGGAAAGACGAACUGGUUUUUCAUGCAAAUAUAAUUCCUUUACCUCGGAAUCAAUUUGAAUCGUAUUGCACAUUGUGCCAGAUUUGUGUUUCUAAAAUGUGGCAUCAAUGCAUAUGAGCAAUAAUAAUUUUUUAUAUUUUUAAUCAGUGUAUUUCUUUAUGAUCAUGUCGAUCAGUCUGUUAGAAUAUGGUUCGCAUAUAUGAAUUGACCAUUUCUCGCAAAUUCUUUUUUGUCUAGUUUAUGUAUAACCUUCAUGGAACUAGAUACUGGUAGAUUAUGUUGAUACGAUUAUCUAUAAAGUUUUUAUUCACAAAUAUAUUCAAUUUCUUCUGAUUUCUCUUCUUUUUCGCACUGUUGAUGGUGUUUUCAAACUUAUGUGAUGAGGUUUAUAUUGUUUCCUAUUAAUGUUUGCUUCACUGACUUUUUUAAUUGUCAAUUCCACGCAAUACUAAUCAUUCUAUACUUAUUGAAGCAAGUUUCUCCACCAUGAGAAAUAUACAUUUGUAUUCUCGAAAUCAACAUCUACGAGAUAUAACGUUCGUACAUCUGGAAUCUUGAACGGUAUCUAUUCCUAUAAUUGAUCUGGACUGUCGACCAGACUGAGUAUGGUGGUGUGGCAUAUGAUUAAACUCUCUUCGCAACCUUCAGCCAUCCUUAGGAAUUUAAAUCCAACAUUUUUUAGGAAAUAUAUUGAAACCUAACCUUUUUUCUCUCACAAUGGUUCACAGGGUAGUAAGUAAUUUCUUGUUGGUAAAAUUGAAAUUGACUCGAUAUUUCUUAUACUCCAAGUCCAAACGACUGUUUUGUUGGUAUCUUACCAUAUAUAUCAUACAUUUUCUGUGUUUUCAUAUUUUUUGAAAAUUUAGUAUACAAGUGAUGAAAUUUUGAAACCCAUACUGACAAAGCUUAAAUGCUAUCGUUGCUGAGGGAAACACAGUCAAUGCAUAGCGCUACAUUUCUGAUCUAAUUUUGGUCAAUUAUGGAAUCCCUUUUUAUAAAUAAUCCUUGGCUGAGCUCUGAGGCACACUGUUAGAUUUCAAUAUACAAUUUUGGCUCCAACCAAGUCGUUAAAGCAUUUUCUUGCUCAGAAUAUAUGAACAUUAUUGGUAUGUUCUUCUGACAGUACUGCUAGCCGUCAUGUUUUUUUAAAGUAAAUUGUACAUUUUCUUUACCAAAUUUUCAAUAGUUUUCAUUUUUAAGUUUCAUUUUAUAUUUCUAUUAAUUAAACUUUAAUGCCUGGUGGGCCAUCUAUUUAGAUAUUAUCUUACGAUGAGAAGGCAAUGGAUAAAUAUGGUAACUACACUAUUCGUAUGAGUGAUGUCGACAUUUCUCAUAUGCCGUACAAAUAACUGUAAAUUCGUAAAUUUACUACGAUUUUAUGCCUUUCUUUUUGACAGGCGCCCCAUGCGGCUAUUUUACUGAUACUACUAUUACUUUUUUUUGGCAGCAUAAUUAUUGUUAUAUUCUAUUUCCCUAAAUAAAAAUAUGAUUUGAAACAU
Molecule: messenger RNA, 5708 nt
Organism: Styela clava
Lineage: Eukaryota; Metazoa; Chordata; Ascidiacea; Stolidobranchia; Styelidae
Source: RefSeq, a predicted model, not a curated record